Molecule: messenger RNA, 1806 nt
Organism: Acanthopagrus latus (yellowfin seabream)
Lineage: Eukaryota; Metazoa; Chordata; Actinopteri; Spariformes; Sparidae
Product: hydroxyacylglutathione hydrolase-like protein
Exons: 9
Coding region: 199-1056 (285 amino acids)
Molecular function (GO): hydroxyacylglutathione hydrolase activity
Source: RefSeq, a predicted model, not a curated record
CUGGGCUCGAUUAAAAUGUCUUGGCACUGGUCUUUCACAUGCAGGCUCGAUGAUGUCGCGAUAACUUCCCGGUUCGAACGCAGAAAUGUAGAAUAAAUAUUUUCAGAGCAUCGGGACCGGAAAGGGAUAAAAACAAGCUGAUAGGAACCAUCUAAUCUGAGUGUGGCGCACUGUGCUGCGCAUGCGUUGGAGGGUGCCAUGAAGGUAAAGGUGAUCUCCAUCCUGGAGGACAACUACAUGUACCUGGUGAUAGAGGAGCAGAGCAAACAGGCCAUAGCUGUGGACCCUGCUGUACCACACCGGCUGCUAGAAAUUGUGAAGAGAGAGGGCUUGUCUCUGACGGCUGUCCUCACCACACACCAUCACUGGGACCACGCUCGGGGGAACGAGGCCCUGCUGAAGGAGGUUCCCGGGCUGAAGGUGUACGGGGGAGACGAUCGCAUCGGGGGUCUGACGGAUAAAGUCACCAACAGCCAGGAAGGUGCCCACUACCAGUUACGAUUACGGCGUUUUAACUCCAUCAAUGUGAGGUGCCUGUUCACUCCCUGCCAUACCUCUGGUCACAUGUGCUACUUUGUGUGGGAGGAUGAGUGCACUGACGCCCCCGCUGUGUUCACAGGGGACACGCUGUUCAUUGGUGGGUGCGGGCGGUUUCUGGAGGGCACGGCGGAACAGAUGUACCACAAUCUCACCCAGGUGCUGGGCUCCCUACCUCAAGACACGAAGGUGUUCUGUGGACACGAGUACACCAUUAAGAACCUGAAGUUCGCCAUGCUGGUGGAGCCUGAGAAUGAAAAGGUUAAGGAGAUGCUGAGCUGGGCCAGGGCCAGAGAUGACGACGAUAAACCCACAGUGCCAUCAACCUUGAUAGAGGAGUUUGAAUACAACCCUUUCCUCCGCCUCUCGGAGGAGGGAGUGCAAAAGUUCACGGGGAAGACGGACCCAGUAGAGGUGCUGAGGGCCCUGCGGAAGGAGAAGGACAAAUUCAAGAAGCCCAAGGAGAGGCUUCCUCCCCACGCCAUGCUGGCUCUGGAGUGGGGGCUUCUCCGACCCUGACGUCCAGCUUCAGAGCGCUGAGCAUGUGACACACUCAACCAUCAGGGAGGAAAUCACUGACUGCAGCAAGACACAAGACUGUAGGGUGUUUGUCGCUUCAACAUUGCAUUUAAUCUACUUACGCCGCUGUCUCUCCCCCCUCCAUGUGUGUUGUUUUUAGUAAUCAUGAAACGAUGUCUGCACAGAGAGGCCAGCGUAAAGCUGUUUAACAAUUCUACAAUUAAUUUGACGGCUGGUCGCCCCAGUCCGUCAGGCACAAACUAACCGCGCCAGGUAACUUCUGUGAAUAUAAACUGCUGAGAUUUUAUGAUUCAUUUGUAUUUAUUGCUUUAAAUAACUGGUUUUGGGAGGAAAAUAAUUAAUUUGUAUAAGACUGUUUCAUUUCCUUGACAAACACGUUGAUCUCUUUAUAGAUGUUUAUUUUCUGUCCGGUAACCUUGUGACUCCCAGCGCUUUUUACUUCAAGUUAACCCUCUUUUUUUUUUAAACACUUUUACAAUUGAUUUACUCUUAACAUAUGAUUAAGUAAAUGUUUCUGUACUUUAAACUGCACCUUAAGCAAAGCACUUUGGAACAGGAGUCUGAUGUGUUGCACUGUAAUGUACAACAAGGGUGGAAGAAAAAAUGCAACACGUACGUAACUACGAUGGUAAACUGCUGCUUUUCAUCUCAAAGUUUACAUCCUCACUUUGUAAGAGCUUAUAACUGUACACCAGAGUCAAGAUGCUCAAUAAAACAUAUCAGUAUGAA